AAUUGUAGAUUCUUGUGGUGGCGCAAUGGCUGUUUCAAUUUGUUUUGAGGAUGGUUCAUGCCCGGAUAGACUAGUUCGUACUUCCUCUGAUUAUUGUUGUGAAUGUCCAUAUGGACAGGCUGCAGGGAAAUGUGCUCAUGGAUGCCCUCCCAACUAUUCUUGUGAUUAUGGUGGAGAAUAUUGUUGCCCUAAAUGCCCGCAAGGGGAUAAACCCUAUGGUUCUUGCUUUAACGGUGAAUGUGCUACUGGAUAUAUUUGCUCUGCCGGCAAUAUUUGUUGUAACAGAAAAUAA
Molecule: messenger RNA, 292 nt
Organism: Meloidogyne enterolobii
Lineage: Eukaryota; Metazoa; Nematoda; Chromadorea; Rhabditida; Meloidogynidae
Source: the annotation of a GenBank genome assembly